GAAUAUGGUUUGCCACAAAAUCAAUGUUGCGAUUCUCUUCUUACGACGCGAUUUCAAUAAAGUUGUAACCAGAGAAGAUCAAGUAUUUCCUCCGAGCGCAGCUCACUUCCUCCGUGCAGCCUGAACUUUGAGCUCUGUUGGGCGCUGCAUGUAAGCAACAGGAGCUCUCGCUGCCGUACAUUCCUGACACGCCGCACUCAUGGGAUCUCAGAAUUUCGACCACAUUGUGAUUGGAGCAGGAAUCCAAGGGUCCUUUACAGCCUAUCACCUCGCCAAAAACAAACAGAAAACCCUUCUGCUUGAGCAGUUCAUUCUCCCUCACUCUCGUGGGAGCUCUCAUGGACAAUCACGCAUCAUCAGAGAAGCAUACCAUGAAGACUACUAUACAUGCAUGAUUCCUGAAUGUUAUCGGCUCUGGGCUGAAGUAGAAGCUGAAGCCAGUAUUAACAUAUUCAGAAAAACUGGACUGUUAGUCAUUGGUGCUGAAGAGGACAGGGACUUCCAAGGCAUCAGAAGAGUACUGCAACAGGAAAACUUGACACGUGAACAGUUUGCUAAGCGCUUUUCAUCUGUCCAGUUACCAGCGGGAAAAUCUGUAGUAGUUGAUGAGAAUGCUGGGGUACUGUUUGCUGACAGAGGACUCAAAUCUGUGCAGGCUCUGUUUCAGAGAUUUGGUGGUGUAAUUCAUGAUGGUGAGAGAGUCAUGGAAAUUAUACCUGGUUCAACUAUUACUUUAACAACCAGCAAUGGCAAGUACCAAGCCAGAAGUGUAGUGAUCACCGCAGGACCCUGGGCCCAAAGCCUGCUAACCAGCAUUGGGAUUGAACUGCCUCUACAGACUCUAAGAAUUAAUGUAUGCUACUGGAAGGAAAAAAUCCCUGGCACAUAUGGAAUACAGAAGAAUUUCCCAUGUUUCAUAGAUCUCAGAGCUCUGGGCAGCCAGGAUGAUGUGUAUGGUCUGCCUUCUAAUGAGUACCCUGGGCUGAUGAAGAUUUGCCUUCAUAGUGGAACACCAAGUCAGCCAGAUGAAAGAGACAAGAAUCCCUCAGAUGAGGACAUCAAGAUGGUUUCUGACUUUGUCUCCAAAUAUUUUCCUGGUCUAGUGCCUGUCCCAGCAGUGAUGGAGCACUGCAUGUACACGGUUACUCCAGACAAGGAUUUCAUAUUGGACCAUCACCCCAGCCACAGUAACAUUGUCAUUGGAGCUGGAUUUUCAGGUCAUGGCUUUAAAUUUGCACCAGUCAUUGGGAAAAUCCUGUCAGAGCUGAGCCUAGGAUCUCAGCCGUCGUAUGACAUUUCAUCUUUCAAGAUAUCAAGAUUCUAAUCCUUUGUGAAGUCCACUCUUUGAACCAAUUCACUGUGCUGUCAGGCUUUGUCCUACUAGUGCCAGGUGUGGCACAUAGCUCAGCUACAAAUUACAAUCUUUGUUAACAUGAUGAUAUAAUCUUUUUUUUUAGGUUUAAUGACCCUGUCUUUUAAGUAAAGGGACUAAACCGAAUGCUUGUUAUGGUUGUCACUGAACUUGGUCAUCCUACAACAUACUCGCUCCUAGUUGUGAUGCAGCUUGCCUGAGGAAUGAGUGAUCCUGUCGUGAUUCAGCAGCAGAGUGCAGUUAAUGUCACUGAGGUGAGUGAGAGAGAAGGGCACAGUAGCAAAGUAAAGUCUAUUUUCGUUGUGUUUACCAUUGCCAUAAAUGAUAAAAUGAAGCUUUAGUGAUGAGCCUGCAAAGGCUGCUUCACGCAACCAGUAUUUCGAAUUCUGGAUGUUUAAGUUCUUCUGGAAUAAAUGGCCCCUAUAAGUAACAAAACUAGACACCACAAAACUGGAAAAAAAUUACUGAAGUGUGAGAGAUUAGACCAAUUAUGCCCAAAGGCAGCAAGUGUACAAAAAGAAGCAGGACAAGUUAAAGGAAUAAUUUGGACUUUGUCCUUCCUAUCCUUCCAUAUUAGGCAGAGGUCCUGACGUCAAUGUGGUUCACUUCAUCAUUAGUGGUAUACCUGCAUUAUAACAUGAAGCCGCACAAAUAUCGGUGUGUGGAAUAUCACAGUGUCACUUGCCGCAUGAUGCUGACAUACCAGAAAACAGCAUUACCACCCAAAAGAAAGGAGAUGAGAAUAAAUGACAAGUAGCAUACAAAACACAGCAAACACCAUCUUAAAGUGGCACCUGAAACAAUAAGUUACCAUCCUUCAAAGGAGCUGUGCAACAUCCUGAUGGAGUCUAAGCAGUGGGUGCAGGGUUGGCUGUGUUUCCUAAAAAAUCAUUUUAACAUAACAAUUCCCAUCAUUUCAAGGCAUAUAAUAAUAAACAACUAGUACUUGAGAUAUCAUGCUGGAAUGUCCUCUUUUAGUCUAGCACAAAAAUGUUGAAACACAAAGUGGAGGACCGAGUUUGCUCUGCAUACAAACCUUGUCGUCUCCAUCAAGAAGUAGUUCAUUACUGUCAGACGUGUAAACUUAUGUCUAUCCCAAGUCAAAAGUAAGAUUUCAUCUUCCAAGUAUCUUUCUCUAACAAUGUUCAACUUUCCCAAGAGACUAACUUUAAAUGAUCUUCUCUCUUUCAAGAAGUCAUCCCACUUCCAUCUCACUGAGAUCAUUUCCAAAAUAAGUCUCCUCCACCUUUUUGAAGCUUACUUCCGUACAUUUUGCUUCUCUCUCUGCUCUCUUAUAAAUAUUUAAUUUCAAUAUUCCUAAAAUCAUUGUCAAACAGUUUGUUUACUUAUUAUCUCAACAAGGGGUCAUCCAAAUGAUUGUCCUCCACGUCCUAACAAAAAAUAUCUGAACAAUUUACCUGCCACAAUCAGGCCAAAGAUCUUCUUAGAACAAUUUUAUUCCUAUACAAUAAAUUUUACUUUUAAGGUAGUUUCUGAACAAGUGGCAUUCAUAUACAAAAACAUCACUUCUUGAUAAUCUUCAAUCAUCUUGAUAUUAAUAAUUCCACCCCAUUUAGAUCACUCCUUAAGUAUCUGAGAUGACAUUUUCAAACCCACUUUGUUGAAUUUAAUUCAGGGUAUGUGUUUGCCAGGUUGCAGGGAGAGGGUGUGGUGGAGGACCUAUCUUGGCGACAAUAGGUACAAGGAAGUAGCCAACCCUGAACAGAGCAAGGAUGUCUCACCCAGACUCACAUACGACAAGACUGGAGUGACCAAUUAUGUGAACAAUUUAAUUUUUGGGAACACAAGAGGAAAACCCAUAGCAACAUGGGAAGAACUGUAAUGACCAGGAUUUGUGAUGAAGCAGUGCUUAAUCAUUCUGCCACCAUGUAUCUUAGAUCAUUUUUGACAAAUCCAUCUUCUUUAACCUCCUUGGCAUUAAGCCUGAGUGCAGCUCUGACUUGGAAUUCUGUGUAAUUAUGGUUAAGCCUUAGCCAGACUCUGGGUGAUAUUUAAUGAAUCUCUUUACAGUGUAAAGUCCGAUUAACUCUUAGGACAAUAUUCUGAUGCCAUCUAUUGGAUAAAAUAAAACUAUGCUGCAAAAAGUCAUGAAUAUUUCUAUGCUUUCUGCCACUCUAAGGUAACUCAGCAAUAUUCAUGGAGCAAAGCUUUCAACCAAAAUACAAAGACAUGUAAAGGAGAAGCUGUAAAGCCAGUCUGAGAAUAAACUGGAACUGAACCAUUAGUUGAGUCAAGUGAUAGUAUUACAAAGUGAAAUGGUCAUCAGCCAUUGACACAGAUAGUGAAGCUGAUGCUUACAGCACUGUAUGCCUGAAUCGCCAUGAUACGCCUGGUGAAUCUGGUCAUCUGAAGGUACACUGUGGGCCACGUAGCUGUAUGACAACAAUGUAAAAUGACUGCAAUCAAGUAGAAAGACAAGAAAGGCCCUCAUUUAUAAUGAAUCAACUGCUGUUUGUGUUGGGGAAAUGUGGAAGUCACAAAGUCUUGCACUGUGAUCCCCUACAAUAACACAAGGGGGGCAUUGAAUGUGCACUGUCAUCCUAACCCCUCAUGUGCAAGCAACUAAAAAAUAUUAUAAGAAAGCUGUGCAAG
Molecule: messenger RNA, 3985 nt
Organism: Polypterus senegalus (gray bichir)
Lineage: Eukaryota; Metazoa; Chordata; Cladistia; Polypteriformes; Polypteridae
Gene: pipox
Product: pipecolic acid oxidase
Exons: 8
Coding region: 200-1324 (374 amino acids)
Cellular component (GO): peroxisome
Molecular function (GO): L-pipecolate oxidase activity; flavin adenine dinucleotide binding; sarcosine oxidase activity
Source: RefSeq, a predicted model, not a curated record